CUGUCUGUGUGCUCGCUCGCCCGGAGGAGGAGGAAGAGGAGGUGGCAGGAGGCCAAGCAGGAGAAGAAGUAGCACCAGAAGAAGGAGGAGGGGCAUCAGGAAGCUGCCGGCUGCAUCUCAUCAUCGAAAGCAAGAAGGUCAGCCAGGAGGAGGUGCACCAGAGGGGGGGGGAGCAGCUCCACGUCCACUCGCCGCUGGGACGCUGAGCCGUCACCACCGAGAGCCGGGAGAGGAUCAGGCAGCGCGGCCUUGCCAACGAUGGAUUUCAAGGCCAACCUGAAAGGGGUCAAGGAGCGCAAGGCCAGCGCCACGCAACAGGUGGACUUCCGCGCCGUGCUGGCCAAGAAGAAAGCUGCUGACACGUCAAUCGAGAAGAAGAUGGCAAACACCGACAAGAACGGCGAGGGACAUAAGGUGGCGGCUAAAAACUGCGUGGACGGAGGCGUCCAGCAGAGGGGCAGCGGCGAAAGUGGCAAGGUGCCCCAGUUCUUGGAGAAGCUGAGCGACGUGACGGUGCUGGAUGGACAGCGUCUUCGCCUUCAGUGUCGCCUUCCCUCCACGUGUGAUGUCGCCGCCAGCUGGACGCUGGAUGGAAAGCUCAUCAAAGCAUCCAAAUUCAUUGUCCUCGCCAAUGAAGGCGGCGUGUGCUCGCUGACCAUCGACAAAGCUCUCCCUGAGGAUGAAGGCCAGUACAAAUGCAGGGUAGAGAACUCGGGAGGCCAAGCAGAAUGUUCUUGUAUGGUUCUCGUGGAUGACCCUCCGGAAAACUCUCCAGCUGACAAGAAUUCCAAGAAGAAGACUGCGACCUCAGAGAGUGAAGCUCGCAUAAAGAAGCCCACAGCCAAGACACCUCCCAAGCAAGCGCUGCCUCCGCACAUCCUGCAGUUCCCAGAGGACAUGAAGAUCCUGGCGGGAGAGAAGGUGGAGAUCCCCUGCAAGUUCUCUGGAGCGCCGCCCAUCAACUGCACCUGGCUCAAGUUUAGGAAACCUAUCCAAGAGAGCACGGCGGGAAUCUCCAUCACGAGCACAGAGAGCAGCAGUCAGCUGACCAUCUCUAGUGGUCAGCAGGAACACUGCGGCUGCUACACUAUCGAACUGAGGAACCAAUAUGGCGUCCGACAAGCCGCCCUCAACCUCACCAUCGUGGAUAAACCCGACCCCCCAGCAAGGGUUCCGGCUGCGUCAGAUGUCAGGCGGUCUAGCCUGACCCUGUCCUGGUACGGUCCAACGUACGACGGUGGCAGUGCCGUGCAGUCGUACCACCUGGAGAUGUGGGACUCUGUGGACCAAAAGUGGACACAGCUGGUGUCUUGCAACAGCACGUCCUACAACGUCCAAAACCUUCUUCCGGAGCGCCAGUAUAAGUUUAGGGUCCGAGCAGAGAACAUCUACGGGAUUGGUGAGCCGAGCGCUGAGUCAGAGGCCGUCACAGUGGGUCUAGUGGACGAUGAAAACCAGGAUGAGGUGGAGGAAGAUGAUGACGACUCAGAAAAAGAGCCAGACUACAGGGAGGUGUCGGUUCGAGCAGACGUGAAGGUGAAGGAGCUUUAUGACGUGGAGGAAAGGCUGGGAACGGGGAAGUUCGGCCAGGUGUUCAAGCUCGUAGAGAAGGCCACCAAGAAGGUAUGGGCGGGGAAGUUCAUCAAGGCGUACUCAGCCAAGGAGAAAGAGAACGUCCGGCAAGAGAUCGGCAUCAUGAACAGCCUCCAUCACCCCAAGCUGGUCCAGUGCGUGGAUGCCUUCGAGGGCAAGUCUGACAUCGUCAUGGUGCUAGAGAUGAUCUCUGGCGGCGAGCUGUUUGAGCGCAUCAUUGACGAAGACUUUGAGCUGACGGAGCGCGAGGUGAUCAAGUACAUGCUGCAGAUUGUGGACGGGGUGGGCUUCAUCCACAAGCAGGGCAUCGUGCACCUGGACCUUAAACCCGAAAACAUCAUGUGUGUCAACAAGAUGGGCAGCAAGAUCAAACUCAUCGACUUUGGCCUUGCCAGGCGGCUAGAAAAUGCUGGAACUCUUAAAGUUCUGUUUGGGACACCAGAGUUUGUGGCUCCUGAAGUGAUCAACUAUGAAGCCAUCAGUUACCCCACUGACAUGUGGAGUAUUGGAGUAAUCUGUUACAUACUGCUCAGCGGUCUGUCACCCUUCAUGGGCGACAACGAUAACGAGACUUUGGCCAAUGUGACUUCAGCCACGUGGGACUUUGAAGACGAGGCCUUUGAUGAGAUCUCGGACAACGCCAAGGACUUUAUCACCCAGCUGCUUAAGAAGGACAUGAAGGCGCGGCUGACUUGCCCUCAAUGUUUUGAGCACGCCUGGCUCAAGCAGGACACCAACACCAUGAAGGCCAAGAAGCUGUCCAAGGAAAGAAUGAAGAAGUACAUCCUGAGGAGGAAAUGGCAGAAAACGGGGCACGCAGUGCGUGCCAUCGGCAGACUGUCGUCCAUGGCCAUGAUGGCCGGGGUCAGUGCCAAGAAGGGCUCACCCACUGAAGAAGAAAACCCGUUCCUGGAGUGCUUGGAGAUGGAGCAGAAAGUCGAGUGCAAGCCCAGCUUCAGCGCCGUCAUCCAGGACGUGGAAGUGGUUGAGGGCAGCGCUGCCCGCUUUGACUGCAAGAUCGAAGGUUACCCUGACCCCGAGGUGGUGUGGUACAAAGACGAGCAGCCCAUCAAGGAAACUCGACACUUCCAGAUUGAUUACGACGAGGAAGGCAACUGCAGUCUGGUCAUUUCAGAGGUGUCGGGCGACGAUGACGCCAAAUACACGGUGAAGGCGGUCAACAGUCUGGGAGAGGCCACAUGCACUGCCGAACUGCUGGUGGAGGUGAUGGCUGGGGAGGAGGAGGAAGAGGAAGAAGAGGAGUGAAUCCACCUUCUUCUUGGGCUGUGUCUUAAUUGGCGCACUUCUGUACUUACACUUCAUUACACAAACUGCCAUAUGUUGUUCUCCAAAUGGUCAAAAUGGUGACACCACCCUCAACAGUCGCCAUCUUGGCCCUGUAGCAGAAAGGGGAGGGACAACCAAACUAAAGGCGAUCAUUCAAAGUAGGGGGUUUGGGAUGAAAUUGGCCACUCAGGAACUAAGUACACAGAAUACACAGUAUACUUAUUGAAGUGUACUGACGAAAGUAUUCCACUUGAGACACAGCCUUAGACUCUGGCAGGAAGAAAGGAUCCUCCGUGUUCGGGCACACAGACAAGAUGUGGUGCACUUCUAUUUCCUGUCAGAGAGGGAAAGGAUGAAGGUUCCUGAUAUUCACAGAGUUGGCUCACAUAAUGCGCAGAAAAGAUCAAAAGUUAGAAACAAAAUCGCAAGUUUGAGUUUCUACCUAAUUAUCAAAAUUUUAAAAAAGCAGGAAUAUUUGUAUUAGUCCAACGCUAAGCUAACAGCACAACCGGCUAGUGUUGCAUUUUUCAUGGGGAUGAGAGAAAGGCCUUGUGGUUAAAGGAGCUGCAGGUUGAUCCAGCUCUGUCAAUACAGCCAGAGUGACAACUGUGAUUAUCAUUAUUUAUAAGAGAACCACACACAAACGUCUUUCUCAUGUAGAGCAUAGUUUUGUUCUUGUUGAAUGUGUGUGAGCCUUAAAGCGACGCUGUCGUCAUGGUUUGUUUGCUGUGUUCACACUGGAUGACACUGUGCUUUUACCACGUGGCCUCCUUCACACACUGAUGAUGAUGAUGUCGUCAUGUGUCAUUCCCAUACUAAUGACACAGUAUCAGGACCAACAGGGAUCAAACCAGUGGCCUUGCAAUCAUGAGACAGCCCUGAGCCAAGACAAGGUGUGGAAACACACACUCACAUGAUUUUUUUUUGGGGCUUUGUGAAUGGCAUCAGCACUUUCUUUGCGUUUUACAGUAUUCACAGAAGGGAUUCAGCUCAACCAGGGGUGUCCAAAGUGUGGUAUGGGGGCCAUUUGUGGCCUGCAGCUUGUUUUUAUUGGUCCAUGGCACACAAGAAAACCAACAGCAAAAAUGGAAAAUUACGCUUGUAAUAACAAUAAUAAUAAUAAUAAUAAUAAUGAUACACUUAAUCCUGUAACACAAAGCUGAGAUGCAGCUUAACAGAACUUAAAAAUACCAACAAAAUAUGCAUCCCUUGGGUGGCAGAUGUUUGGACACCCCUGAACUAAAUUCACAGACGUGUGUGUUGUAUGUGUACAUUUAUUUCACGCACACAUUGACCACGGAGAUUUGCGGCACGUCACAACUGGCAGACUUUUUUUUUCUAUUAGUUGUGUAUGAAGAAGGUUCUUGUCUAGUUUGUACAAUUAUAUAUGACUUUGACAUGUAUGAAAACACUGCCAGUGUAUACUUACUCACAUUUAAGUAAUAAAAUAAUCACAAACCAA
Molecule: messenger RNA, 4342 nt
Organism: Dunckerocampus dactyliophorus (ringed pipefish)
Lineage: Eukaryota; Metazoa; Chordata; Actinopteri; Syngnathiformes; Syngnathidae
Gene: mylkb
Product: myosin light chain kinase b
Exons: 19
Coding region: 259-2859 (866 amino acids)
Biological process (GO): protein phosphorylation
Molecular function (GO): protein kinase activity; ATP binding; protein binding
Source: RefSeq, a predicted model, not a curated record